CAGUGAUCGUGUCGUAGCUGUCAUUUUGUCCCCAUUAAUUUUGUUCAUUGUUAAAUUGGUGCUAUCGUCGGAAAAACAAUAAUUUAGAAAAGUGUUUUUAUGUCGAAAGAACGUGAAAAUCUUUAUAGUGAAAGUUGAUCUCAUAUUUAAGCUUUAGAAGAACUCCAGCAUAAGUUAAGAUGUCUACAAGAUCAGGCCAGGCCCAGAGACCGAACGGCUCCACCCAGGGCAAAAUUUGCCAGUUCAAGCUGGUCUUGUUGGGCGAGUCGGCGGUGGGAAAGUCCAGUCUGGUGCUGCGAUUCGUCAAAGGUCAGUUCCACGAGUACCAGGAGAGCACCAUCGGCGCGGCCUUUCUCACACAGACCAUCUGUCUCGACGACACAACGGUCAAGUUCGAGAUAUGGGACACGGCCGGACAAGAAAGAUACCACAGUUUGGCUCCGAUGUACUACAGAGGCGCCCAGGCAGCUAUCGUCGUGUACGACAUCACGAACCAGGACACGUUCGGCAGGGCGAAGACGUGGGUCAAGGAGCUGCAGCGGCAGGCCAGCCCCACGAUCGUGAUAGCGCUCGCAGGCAACAAGCAGGACUUGGCCAACAAGCGCAUGGUGGAGUUCGAGGAGGCGCAGACCUACGCCGAGGAAAACGGGCUCCUCUUCAUGGAGACCUCCGCCAAGACGGCCAUGAACGUCAACGAUAUAUUCCAAGCGAUAGCUAAAAAACUCCCGAAAAAUGAACAAACAGCAGGACAGGGCAGCAGCGGCCAGGGCAGGCGACUGGCAGAAAACGACACAGGCGCCAAGGCCGCGGGCAACUGUUGCAAGUGAUGGCCUUGCGCUCUCCAAGGCCACGGCCCGGUUAAAAUUAUUCUAAAAGGAAUAAGUGAACUAAACGGACUUACUGUGCUACGACACAAGUGAUAUGUACGUGUAAUAAAAGCCGCGCCGCGGCCUCUUUACCUUCUUUACCUUAAAACCAAAUUAAUAACAACAAAUUACACUGUCGCUCCUUUUUCUAUUUUCAAAUAGCGCCCCCCCGAAAAUAUUUCAUUUUAUUUUUAUGCGUAAGAAAAUUUGUGAUAAACGUACCUAUUUUUAAUUAAUUUUUUUUAGCUGACAGUGUGGGUAAAUCAAUAAAACCAAACCGUUUGGAUUGAUGUUAUUAUUUGCACUACAUAGAUACGUUUAUAUAAAUUUUAUUCACUGUAAAGUGCAAUUAAUUAUUGUUAUUUAGUCCACUUUUUUUCACUAAUACCAUCAAUCUGAAAGCACUUUCAAAGUAUACUUAUCAACACAAAAAAAGUGUAAAUUGAAAAUGAAAAUAUAUUAUGUGUAUUUUAUCAGUGUUGUUUCCAGUAAAGGUAUGUUUCAUAACAAAAAGUAUAUUAAGUUAUUUUAAUAAUAUAUAUAUAAAUAUAGAAAAUAGUCCAAUUUGAUUAAAUCCAUUGUUUUGAAACUUACUUUUCGACAUCGGUGCAUGACUGAGUAAUUUUAGAGAAAAUUGUCGGUUUCCUUUUUUAUAUUUAAUUGAUAUGCUCAUAAUGUUCACCGUCAUGCAUCAGACUAACUUUAUUCUAUACUUACGUCAUCUAUUUGCUGUCCUAAGUAUAAAAUAUUACGUUAAGAUUAAGUAUCGUUUCCACACACAAAUAAUAAAAAAUAUAUAUUUUAAAAGUGUAUCGAAGACUGCUUUAGCACCUGAACGUUUUAACGAAUUUAUUUUUGGACUUUUUGUUAUUUUAUAGGAUUUUAUUGUAAGUAGAUUAAAUCAAAUACUCUUUAUUUUAGUUGUGUUACAACUCCAGGCACAGAAAAAAAUCAGGUGCCAAUUUAGUCUUUAAAUGCAUUUUACAUACAUACAUAUUAUUUACUAGAUGUACAAUGUAGUAGGGUGUUUGUACAGAAUUUUAAUCGAGGAUACUAACAUCAUAAGGAAGGAAUCAUGUAUUAUAUUUGAAUAUAAUUAUAAAUUUAUUAUUAUUUUAUUUGCUUCUUGCUUAUUAUGCUAUGGUUAACAGUAUUCUGUAAGCACAGAAUAGAAUUGUACAGGAACCAUACUCAAUAAAGUUAUUAAAUUU
Messenger RNA from Brassicogethes aeneus, 2077 nucleotides. The record is from the annotation of a GenBank genome assembly. NCBI's taxonomy places the organism in Eukaryota, Metazoa, Arthropoda, Insecta, Coleoptera, Nitidulidae.